Daldinia childiae is the source of this 1284-nucleotide messenger RNA. Its product is annotated as DnaJ protein like protein xdj1. NCBI's taxonomy places the organism in Eukaryota, Fungi, Ascomycota, Sordariomycetes, Xylariales, Hypoxylaceae. Gene Ontology annotation, cellular component: cytoplasm. The coding region runs from base 1 to 1284 and encodes 427 amino acids. The transcript is spliced from 4 exons. Gene Ontology annotation, molecular function: ATP binding; Hsp70 protein binding. Gene Ontology annotation, biological process: response to heat; protein refolding. The record is from RefSeq and is a predicted model, not a curated record.
AUGGCGUCACCUGGUCCGGGUGCCGGUAGCGACGAUAUCGAUUUGUACGAGCUUCUCGGCGUUGACAAAACUGCAAGCCAAAAUGAUAUAAAGAAGGCUUACCGAAAGCUCGCACUCCAACAUCACCCCGAUAAAGUUCCCGAAGACCAGCGAGUAGAGUCUGAAGCCAAGUUCAAGUCGGUUACUCAAGCCUACGAGAUUCUUCGAGAUGAGGAUAAGCGUGCCUUAUACGAUAAGCAUGGCAUGGCAGCCUUUGACCCAUCAAGGGGAGGAGGCAUGGGUGAAGAAGUAGACAUUAACGAUAUACUCGCUCAGAUGUUUGGCAUGGGAGUGGGCGGUGGCAUGGGAGGUCCCGGAGGAGGACCCAGAAGGCCCAGGCGCGGCGCUGACGAGGAGUCUAAGUACUCUGUCAGCCUAGAGGAUCUCUACAAGGGCAAGACUGUCAAAUUCGCAGCCAACAAGAACGUCAUCUGCGGGACUUGCAAGGGGACUGGCGGCAAAGAGAAGGUGAAGCCCCAACAAUGCGAUCGCUGCAAGGGACAUGGUAUGGUAGAGGCCUUCCGACAAGUCGGUCCUGGUCUGGUCACUCGUGAAUCGGCUGUAUGUGAUAGGUGUCAAGGCUCCGGCAACUACUUCAAAGAGAAAGAUCGAUGCAAGAAGUGCAAAGGCAAGCGGACCGUUCCGGAGACGAAGCCGCUAGAGAUUUAUAUUCCUCGUGGCUCGCGCCAAGGGGAGCGCAUCGUGUUGGAGGGCGAGGCUGACCAAAGCCCCGACCAGACCCCUGGCAACCUCGUAUUCAUCCUUGACGAAGAACCCCAUGAGGUAUUCAACCGGAUCGGUAACGAUCUUUCUGCUGACCUAGAUAUCACUGUUGCCGAGGCCCUAUGUGGGUUUUCUCGUGUUGUGGUCCAGCAUCUUGAUGGUCGAGGUAUCAAUAUCAACCAUCCUCGAGGAAAGGUCCUACACCCAGGACAAGUACUUAAGGUGGAAGGAGAGGGAAUGCCUGUGAAACGGGGAGAUGCCAAAGGUGAUUUAUACCUUGUCGUUAAGAUCGAGUUCCCCGAGGACGGAUGGCUCAAGGAUGAUGCGGCCUACGAAUCUCUUCAGAAGCUACUGCCUGGCCCGCCACCGGAGAUUAAAGCCGAGGAAAUUGAUGACGUUCCAUACGACGACGAUGCGGAUAUUGAUGAGAUGGGUGCUAACUCUGGGGAUCCGCGAUUCGGAGAUGGAUGGGAGGAUGACGAUGACGAGGCCGGCGGACAAGCACAAUGUGCCCAGCAGUAA